Messenger RNA from Coccomyxa subellipsoidea C-169, 198 nucleotides. RefSeq lists its product as hypothetical. The transcript is spliced from 2 exons. NCBI's taxonomy places the organism in Eukaryota, Viridiplantae, Chlorophyta, Trebouxiophyceae, Coccomyxaceae. The record is from RefSeq and is a predicted model, not a curated record. Bases 1 to 198 code for a protein of 65 amino acids.
AUGGCAGACAAGCACGAGAUGUCGAAGGAGGAUGCUGCACGCAUACAAGGAGGUGCCGCCAAGGCCGGAGGCGGAGGCGUCGAGAAGGGCAGCUUUCCAGCGAGGGCACAGGCCGCUGCUGACAAGCACGAGGCCACUGCUGGAAAAGGCGGCGGUGGCGGCCAGAAGGGCGGUGGCCAGCAUGGCGCUAAGAAAUGA